AUGUCGAACAACGUGAUUGUUAUGGUCGUCUGCUCUGUCCUUCUGCUGGCAAUGGUGGUUGCUCUCACUGUGGGUUUCGGGCGUUACGAUUAUAAGGAGCGCAAGGAGGUAAACUCGUCGGAGAAGGCCAUCAAAUCCAUAUGCCAACCCACCACGUACCAGGAGACUUGCAUCGAGAGCUUGGAGUCGUCUCCGGCCUCCAAUACCACGAACCCCAAGGAGCUAAUCCAAGCCUCCCUCGAAAUCACCAUUCAUCGCCUUCGCGACGCCAUUAAGAAGUCCAGGCAUUUGAAGGAGUUUGUGAAGGACCCGAGAUCGAAAGGGGCCAUGGAUGAUUGCCAGCUCCUGGCGAAACGUGCCGUGAAGGAUUUGGUCAGGACGUUCGAACAGUUCAGCGAGUUUGAUCUCUCGGAUUUGGAUAACUGGCUAGCGGAUUUGAAGACAUGGCUUAGCGGUUCGCUCACGUACCAAGAAACCUGCCUGGAUGGGUUCGAAGGCACCCCUGGAGACCACCAGGGGAAGAUGAAGCAGCUUCUCAACACUUCCAUGCAAUUAACUAGCAAUGCCUUGGCUAUGGUUACCGAAAUCUCUUCAGUUCUCUCGAAUUUGGGUGUGGAAGGGGUGAGCAGCUCCGGCAAACGGCGUCUCAUGGGACACCGCGGGGAUGAUAUGACCACGGGCACCACCACUACCCCGGACUGGGUGGACCCGGGCCGGCAUAGGCUGCUAACGGCGAAGAGGGCUGAGAUCAAACCCGACUUGGUUGUGGCCAAAGAUGGGUCGGGGAAGUACAUGAGCAUAAAUGAGGCGUUGGAGGAUAUCCCAAGGAACAAGAACAAGACAUUUGUGUUGUACAUCAAAGAGGGUGUUUAUGAGGAGAAAGUCGUAUUUUUCCGCAACAUGACACAUUUGAUGAUCAUGGGUGAUGGUCCAACCAAGACCAAAAUCACUGGAAGCAAGAAUUACAUUGAUGGGGUUUCCACUUUUCACACUGCAACCGUCGCUGCGUUGGGAGAUUUUUUCAUGGCAAGAGACAUUGGAUUUGAGAACUCAGCAGGGCCGGAGAAACACCAAGCUGUGGCACUGAGAGUCGGGGCCGAUAAGUCAAUCUUCUACAAUUGUCAAAUGGAUGGGUACCAAGACACUCUUUAUACGCACACCUACCGUCAGUUUUACCGCAACUGCAUAAUCUCCGGCACCAUAGACUUCAUCUUCGGCAACGGCGCCGUCGUGCUUCAGACCUGCACCUUUGUAGUUCGAAAGCCCAUGGAGAAUCAACAGUGCAUUGUUACGGCUCAAGGCCGCAUAGACCCACGCCAACCAACCGGCCUCGUCUUGCAAAAUUGUAGCUUCGUGGCUGACCCGGAGUAUUACCCUGUCCGGUCCAAGCUCAAAUCGUACCUGGGCCGGCCUUGGAAAGAGUACUCUAGGACUAUAAUCAUGGAGUCCUUCAUUGACGAUUUGAUCCAAAAAGAGGGAUGGUUGCUGUGGAAUGGAGAUUUUGCGCUGGAUACACUUUUCUAUACUGAAUAUAACAAUAGAGGGUCGUCUUCUAGUAAGGAGGAGCGUGUGAAAUGGAAGGGAGUGAAGGAGCUUCCCUUGAACAGGAUUGAACGGUUCACGGCAGCGCGGUUCAUCCAGGGCGAUGUAUGGAUUAAGUCAACUCGGCUUCCUUACAACCCGGGUUUUAUUUUCCCGCCACCCAAGCACAACCCUGCUGUUAAAUACUCGCCAGUGAUGCCUGAUGAAAUCAAAGAUAUGGGUGCUAAAGAAAAGGCUGCCUACGAUCCUCCUAAAGCAACCCCGCCACCGCCUAGUCAAUUUUCAGUUUCUUCAAUUUUUGGUGUGAGUGGGGGAUCACCUCCUACCCAAGAACCAGCUAAUUCUUCCAACCAAACUUCACCACCAACUUCCACUCCGGUUCACCCAUCGCCUGAAUCCACAAGCGGUUCAAGUUCAGCUCCGGUUCAAGCUCCAGCAUCAUCACUUGGUUCGGUUCAGGCACCACAUCAAUUCUCAACUACUGGACCAAUUUCAGUUACUCCCAUAUCAGCUCCUACUCUAGCUUUUGCACCAGCUUCCAGUCCAACGACAUCUCCUCAAUCAUCAAUUUCUCCGGUUUCAACUCCGGCUGAAGAUACUGCAUCAACUUCUAGUCCGUCAUCACCCGGUCCGGUUCAGGCAUCGCCUCAAUCCUCAACUGCUCCAGUUCAAGCUUCUGCAUCAACUCCUAGUCCGGUUCAAGCACCUGCUCCAGCCUCAGCUCCAGUUUCAAAUUCGGCUUCUACAUCAGUUCCCAAUCCAGCUAGACUUGGUCUGGUUCCGAAUUCUUCUCCCGCUCCAGUUCCUACACCAGCUUCUACCCCAGCUCCAGCUCCGGCUGGGCCAUCAACACCUCCAAGCUCAACACUGAUAUCAGCUCCAACUCCAGCUCCCACUCAAGCUUCUACUUCAGCUUCUAGUCCAGCACCAUUAGCCCCCACUCAAGUUCUAGUUGCAGCUCCACCUGGAAACCUGGCUACUCAAGUUCCGGCAGCGGCUCCACCUGGAAACUCGGCUACUCAAGUUCCGGCAGCAGCUCCACCAGGAAACUCGGCUACUCAGGUUCCGGUAGCGGCUACUCCUGGAAAGUCGGCUACUCAAGUUCCGGCAGCGGCUCCACCUGGAAACUCGGCUACUCAGGUUCCGGUAGCGGCUACUCCUGGAAAGUCGGCUACUCAAGUUCCGGCAGCGGCUCCACCUGGAAACUCGGCUACUCAGGUUCCGUCAACGGCUCCACCAGGAAACUCGGCUACUCAGGUUCCGGCAGCAGCUACUCCUAGAAACUCAGUUACUCAAGUUCCGGCAGCGGCUCCACUAGGAAACUCGGCUACUCAGGUUCCGGCAGCGGCUACUCCUGGAAACUCUGCUACUAAGGUUCCGACAGCAGCUCCACCAGGAAACUCGGCUACUCAGGUUCCGGCAGCGGUUACUUCUGGAAACUCGGCUACUCAAGUUCCGGCAGCGACUCCACCUGGAAACUCGACUACAGAAGUUCUAGCAGCGGCUCCACUUGGAAACUCGGCUACUCAGGUUCCGGCAGCGGCUUCACCUAGAAACUCGGCUACUGAAGUUCCAGUAGCGGCUCCAUCAGGAAACUUGGAUACUCAAGUUAAAGUAGCGGCUUCAUCUAAAAACUUAAUAACUACUCCUUUGACUCAAACUAAAGCAGGUCUUGGUCCUAGCCCAGAAGCAGGAAAUCAAUAA
Molecule: messenger RNA, 3246 nt
Organism: Ipomoea nil (Japanese morning glory)
Lineage: Eukaryota; Viridiplantae; Streptophyta; Magnoliopsida; Solanales; Convolvulaceae
Product: probable pectinesterase/pectinesterase inhibitor 58
Exons: 3
Coding region: 1-3246 (1081 amino acids)
Biological process (GO): cell wall modification
Molecular function (GO): pectinesterase inhibitor activity; pectinesterase activity
Source: RefSeq, a predicted model, not a curated record